AUGUCGCUUAAGCAGAUUGUUGGGAACAAGCUUUUAAAUGAAGUGAUCCGCCCUUUGAAGAAGCCAGAAGGAAAAGGCUGGAAUGCUUUGGUCGUAGACCGACUAUCAAUGCGCAUGCUUUCUGCAUGUUGCAAGAUGCAUAAUAUCAUGGAAGAUGGCAUAACUAUCGUCGAAGAUCUGGCGAAACGGAGGGAGCCACUUCCUAGCUUAGAUGCCAUCUAUCUAAUUGCUCCAACAAAAGAGUCUAUUGAUCGCUUGAUUGCCGACUAUACGGUGUAUACACUGGACUCGCCUGAUACGUAUUUCUUAUACUACAAUGCUCAAAAACAAGGAGGGCUGACAUCUAACCUCGAGCGCAUAGCUGAACAGUUGGCAACAGUAUGUGCUACUUUGGGGGAGUAUCCUUCUCUUCGUUAUCGCGCCGAUUUUGAACGAAACGUGGAGUUAGGUCAUCUGGUUGAACAGAAACUGGAUGCGUACAAAGCAGAUGACCCUACAAUGGGCGAAGGAGCGGAUAAAGCUCGUAGCCAGUUGUUGAUCAUAGAGUGCCUCUCUUGCAAAAGUUCAUCCUUGAAAGUAGUUCUCCUUGACGAAAACGACGAUCUUUGGGUAGACACGCGCCACAAACAUAUCGCUGUUGUAUCGCAAGAGGUAGUUUUAUUGGUUUUCAUAAAAUUCUUGUGCAAUCAAGGGAGUGACUCGAAAGCGGGUUUCAAAGCAGAUGCCAAAUCUAUCAAAGAUUUAUCUAUGAUGAUUAAAAAGAUGCCACAACAUCAAAAGGAACUCAAUAAGUUUAGUACUCAUUUUCACUUGGCUGAAGAAUGCAUGCGGCAGUACCAAAGCGGCGUUGAUAAACUUUGUAAAGUUGAACAGGAUCUUGCUACACAAAUUGAUGCCGAGGGAGAAAGGGUUAGGGAUCCGAUGAAACUGAUGGUGCCGUUACUGAUCGAUCCCGUUGUGAAAACCGAGGAUCGUUUGAGGCUUAUUCUUUUGUAUAUUCUCAGUAAGAAUGGUAUCACUGAUGAAAAUCUCAAUAAACUUCUCCAACAUGCUAACAUUGCCAUGGCUGAGAAAGAAACCAUAACGAACGCUGCUCUACUAGGUCUCAACAUAACAACUGAUCAGGGACGCAAGAAAGUUUGGACUCCAGCUAGAAAGGAGAGGCCGAACGAGCAGGUGUAUCAGUCCUCACGUUGGGUUCCAGUACUCAAAGAUAUUAUGGAGGAUGCCAUUGAUGACAAACUUGAUACCAAGCACUUCCCUUUCUUGGCUGGUCGUCAGAUUAAUCAGCCGUUCAGAGCUCCGACGUCUGCGCGCUAUGGGCAGUGGCAUAAAGAGCGAGGACAGCAAGCUCAGUAUCGCAGUGGUCCACGUCUGAUCGUGUUUGUCAUUGGAGGUCUUACGUAUUCGGAAAUGCGAGCAGCCUAUGAAGUGACACAAGCGAAGAAACCAUGGGAGGUUAUAAUAGGAUCCGAUCAAAUUAUAACUCCAGAAAAGUUCUUGGCCAACCUUCGCGAACUGAAUAAACCCCGUGAACAAUGA
Molecule: messenger RNA, 1542 nt
Organism: Strongylus vulgaris
Lineage: Eukaryota; Metazoa; Nematoda; Chromadorea; Rhabditida; Strongylidae
Source: the annotation of a GenBank genome assembly